AUGGUUUCCCCUUCUGAACGUAGACUUGAAAAUUUAGAAUAUAAAAAAAAUUUUUAUGUUGAUGGAAAAAAGUUAUUUUGUGAGUUUUGUCAACACGUUGUAGACCAUACAAAAAAAUCUACAUUAGACACUCAUUUAAAAUCAGAUAAACAUAAAAAAAAUGUUAGUAAAGCUGAAAAAUUAAAACUAACCUAUCAAACAACUCUUGAUACAACUAGUAUAAGUGCAAAUGAACGAGAGCUUAUUAAUAUUGCUUUAGUAAAUGUAUUUACUAAA
Messenger RNA from Racocetra persica, 276 nucleotides. The record is from the annotation of a GenBank genome assembly. Lineage: Eukaryota; Fungi; Glomeromycota; Glomeromycetes; Diversisporales; Gigasporaceae.